AGCAGGUGAAGUAGUUAGUCAAGAUGGGACGCCUGGGCAGUUAGAAAACCAUGCACUGUUUGUCUAAAUGGAGAGAUGGCAUGCGUGCUCAUCUUCAGUCGACUUUCCCCGUUCUCACACCGGCUCAGAGGAACAUCAAUUUGUCUCUUAUCUCUUUUUCUGUCGUUUCUGUGCUACUGUGCGCUGUUCCCCGGCGGUGCUGUCAUGCAAAAGUCAGGUGAUCCGACGCCCAGCUGUCUGCGAGCCGAUGGAGCCAAACGGCGCCUUCAGAAAUCCCCGUCCUGUCUGUUUCCGCCGGACGCCAGGAAGAGCAGCGCCGCUGACGAGGCUCCGCACCCGCAAGCCGACCCGAGGCGGGAGAACACCCCCAGCCCCGCGAUGAGUCACCUGAAGUUCGGCAAUAAAAAGUUGCCAAACGCCAUCAUUGUCGGCGUGAAGAAGGGAGGAACGAGGGCGGUGCUGGAGUUCAUCAGGAUUCAUCCGGACGUCCGAGCGGCUGGAACCGAAACGCAUUUCUUCGAUCGAAAUUAUGAUCGAGGUCUGGAAUGGUACAGAGGUUUGAUGCCAAGGACCCUUGAAAGCCAAAUAACAAUGGAGAAAACACCAAGCUACUUCGUGACCAAAGAGACGCCGCACCGGAUCUCUGCCAUGUCCCAGGAAACUAAGCUCAUCGUUGUGGUGCGAGACCCGGUCACUCGAGCCAUAUCGGACUACACCCAGACUUUAUCCAAAACGCCGGACCUGCCCAGCUUCCAGGACCUGGCCUUCAGAAACCAGAGCCUGGGGGCGGUGGACGUGUCGUGGAACGCCAUCCGGAUCGGCCUGUACGCGCUGCACCUCGAGAACUGGCUGCGCUACUUCCCCCUGGCUCAGAUCCACUUCGUGAGCGGGGAGCGUCUCAUCACGGACCCGGCCGGCGAGCUGGCCCGGGUGCAGGACUUCCUCGGGCUGAAGCGCAUCGUCACCGACAAGCACUUCUAUUUCAACCGCACCAAGGGCUUCCCUUGCCUUAAAAAGCCGGAGAGCAGCGGCUCGCCUCGCUGCCUGGGCAAGUCCAAGGGCAGAACUCACGUCCAGAUAGACAGAGACGCCAUCGAGCAGCUGAGAGAUUUCUACCGGCCUUAUAACGUCAAGUUCUACCAAAUGGUGGGACACGACUUCAAAUGGGAGUAGCUCUUGUUGAGACUUAUUGUUACAGCGAAUACAAAACGUCUACGCAGCUGCUGCAAUGCCAGGGCUUUGUAAAUAAUGAGUCCAAGAAAAGUAACUUCAGAACUUUCUCCACCUUCACUGCAAAACAUUUAAUGAUGGUUUAACUUGAAAAUGAAACUCAGAAAUUAAAGUUCAUGAAGUUGAUUUAACAACAAGAGACAAAUUGUCUAAACAUUGUUUUUAAGUUCAUUAAUCUUAAAUUGUGAGUUUUAACUUAAUGCUGCAAUUCAACUAAAAAACAAAACUACCCAGUUAAACAGACACAUUUCUCUAUUAUAUUAAUCACAAUAUCAAGUUUAAAUAACUUAUUUUACUGUAGAAUAAUUUAAAUUCUUGUUUCAGAUCACAUGGAUCAAAUUUCUGAUCUGAUGAUGAAUUUUAUUAAACAUUUGAAUGAAUUCAGCUCAGAAAUGAAAUAAUAGCCAGUAAGUUGUGUUAAUAAAAAUUUAACACAACUUACUGCUGUAAGUUUAUCUUCCACAAACUCAAAACAUUGAGGUUCAAAAUCUAAAACUCACUACAUUUAUUUGACUUAAACAGUGGAAGAUAGUAGACACAACUAAAUAUUUUACAGUGUUUAAUAUGAAACAUACGCGGUUAAGAACUAAAACCUUUUUGGGGAAGACAAAACAAUUUAAAACAUUUCGUCCCAUAACUAGAUAUGUUGUUUUUUCUCAAUCACCUGGAAAACCUGAGGUCCACCGUGUUUUUUAUUUAAUUUUUUUUAAAAUUCAGAGUUACACAGGCUGUGCACCACAGAGGCCCUCGCAACACAAAACUGGGAUGUUUUUCUUAAUAUGCUACAAGAAAAUAUAAAUUUAAAGCUUAGCAAAUUUAUAGCACCGCAUCAAUUUGUUUUUUUUUUUUUAAAUAAUACCUCUGGAAAGAUUAAUUUAAGAAGCAGUAACUAUGCACAUUCAUUAACAUUUUAUAAGCCAAAAGUCCAUUUUUCUUCUGUUUUUCCUGAAUAAUGAGUAACAAGCAGGUUACACGAAACAACGUUAAAAUGACACAACCACACAAAUUUGAUCAAUAAAUAGAAAUCGGUGCAAUAAACCCGACUUUUCAGCAGAGAUGUGCAGCCUUUUCAUAUCUGCUGUUUUCCAGUCAGAGUUUGCUUGAUGCACAGCUGAAGUGGACGUCUUGUGUUGUUUGUCUCCAGACAUUUUUCAGUAGUUUUUCUGAUGGGACUCUUAUAAACACAGACCUUGCAGUUCCAGCGGUCCGUUCCCAGCGUCAGCAUCCUGUUUGUCGUCAGAUAGAAGAACCCUUUGAGCUUUGGGAUCACUUAUUUCACUUAGUGCCGCCGUACAUUCCUGCUGACCAGAUUGCUGACUUUCUCACAAAGGGAAGCGAUUCCAGGGAAUAGGAUUAGUUCCUCUUUAAGUCAGCUUCCCAGGCUUUAAAAGGAUAUAAUCAAGGCUCGCCUUGAAAGCAAGACCUUGGAAAAUGUCAGCGAAGUCUUUAGGGAGGGAAGCAUUAAGCUGCUGUGCGAUGGUGGGACGUCCAAACCGCAAGGCCACCGGGAGAAAAACCACCGGAAAAGAAUCUGGACAGCGAUUGUUACCCAGCAUGACGCAAAUUCAGUUAGCACAUGACAUCAAAUCUGUUUACUUUUCUAAAUGUGUUUCUGUUUCUGUUACGAUGACAUCAAAUCACGUUAAGUUUGAUUAAUUGAAGCAGAAGGAGGCGCUCAUUGUGACCGUUUUGAUGCUGUUCCAUUAAAAGGCUCGCCCUUGUUAGAUCAA
Poeciliopsis prolifica (blackstripe livebearer) is the source of this 2960-nucleotide messenger RNA. RefSeq names its product heparan sulfate glucosamine 3-O-sulfotransferase 2-like. NCBI's taxonomy places the organism in Eukaryota, Metazoa, Chordata, Actinopteri, Cyprinodontiformes, Poeciliidae. The record is from RefSeq and is a predicted model, not a curated record. The transcript is spliced from 2 exons. Bases 76 to 1173 code for a protein of 365 amino acids. Gene Ontology annotation, molecular function: [heparan sulfate]-glucosamine 3-sulfotransferase activity.